AUGAUGGACCCUCGCCCCUACCAUGUCCUCAGUUACGGCACACUUCUGGGUUCACAGUUCUAUCAGUCCUUUGUUGGUGGUAUUGUGGCUUUCCGUGCACUGCCGCGUCCUCAAUUUGCCAGCCUCCAAACCGCCAUCUUUCCCAUUUAUUUCUCCCUACAGACUGCUCUGCCCGUGGUAGUUGCUCUGACUGCUAGCAGAGGGGGACAGACUCUCGGUCUGUCUGGUCUGACUUCGUCCGAAAACCGUCUCAGCACCCUACUGCCUAUGGCUACCGUGGCCCUAACAGGCUUGAUCAACCUUUUCGUGCUUCGCCCGCUGACGGUGAAGGUUAUGCGUGAGCGAAAGCAUCAAGAAACCCGGGAUGGAAAGAAGAGCUACGAUGCUCCGCCCCAUUCAAAGGAGAUGGUGGCUCUGAACAAGCGUUUUGGCCGAGUUCACGGUAUUUCAAGCUUGGUCAAUAUGCUCAGUCUUAUUGCUACUGUAUACUAUGGCGCUGUCAUGAGCAAGAGACUGGAGUAA
Penicillium macrosclerotiorum is the source of this 522-nucleotide messenger RNA. RefSeq names its product DUF4149 domain-containing protein. The record is from RefSeq and is a predicted model, not a curated record. Lineage: Eukaryota; Fungi; Ascomycota; Eurotiomycetes; Eurotiales; Aspergillaceae. The transcript is spliced from 4 exons. Bases 1 to 522 code for a protein of 173 amino acids.